Pecten maximus is the source of this 3265-nucleotide messenger RNA. RefSeq names its product coiled-coil domain-containing protein 102A-like. NCBI's taxonomy places the organism in Eukaryota, Metazoa, Mollusca, Bivalvia, Pectinida, Pectinidae. The transcript is spliced from 8 exons. The coding region runs from base 182 to 1804 and encodes 540 amino acids. Gene Ontology annotation, cellular component: myosin complex. The record is from RefSeq and is a predicted model, not a curated record.
UAGUGUAGAAAAAAAAUUCAAAAAAUCAUCAUGUUUCUGUUGCAAAUACUGUACUCCAAAUUAAUUUUCAAUUGUUAUGGUUAAAUAUUGCAGAACAUUGAUGUAAAAAGUACAUUCCAUUGUAAGCAAUAUUAUAGAAAUAAAAAGUAUAAUAACAGUUUUGUCGGCCAUUUGAGUCACCAUGAGCCAAAAGGUGAAACCAGGGAGCACGAAAGGAGAUGUUUCUUAUCUCCGCGCCACAGCACCACCUGCGGGGCCACCACUUCCCAUAUCACCACCACCGAUGAGAGAGGGCAACAUAACUCCUGUAUCUCAAAUGUCUAGCAUGGAUGAAUGGGACGACCGGGAUGAAUUCCGUAUGAGGGAACUUGAAGAAGCUAGAGCUCGAGCAACACAGAUGGAAAAGACAAUGCGUUGGUGGUCAGAUUGUACUGCCAAUUGGAGGGAAAAAUGGAGCAAAGUUCGUAAUGAAAGAAAUAAGGCUCGUGAAGAAAACAGACAAUUACGUGCAAAAUUAGAAGCAUUAGUUAAAGAAUGUACACAGUUAAAACGAGAAAGACAAGAAUUUUGUGCAGAAACUAUCAAACUGAAAAAACAACUUGGAAUGGAUGUUGAUUCUACUGUUUUAGAGAAUCCCAGGCCAGAGUUAUCUCCUGUUAGUGAUAGAUCUGCACAGCUAGCAGACAAUUCCAGCGAGGAAGCUAAAGAUUUACAAGCUUUAUCUCCGACCAGAACUAAAACAAAAACUGAAGUGAACAAUUUGAAUAUCAAUGUUGAACAACAAAAGUCACAAUCAAGACCAAAAAUGUUUGACGAACUUUCAAAUGAGUCAGACGGAAGUCUAGCUGAAGAGAAAAAGGCCCUAUAUGAACUGAAGCUGGAUGAAGCACAAAAGACGUUGCUUGGUGAAAGAGAUGAAAAAACAAUGUUGAUGAAAUCCAUUGAAAAACUUCAAUUAGAUCUGAACUCGAUGAAAUCAAAGUAUGAAGAUCUGAAGCAUUCCAAACAGGACUUAUUAGUACAGCUGAAUAAAAUCAAAGAUGACCAUAAGGAAGAGAUUAGUAGAAUUACCAUGGAGAUGGACGAGGAGUCAAGUAACAGGUCGGCCAUGGACAAACGUCUCGGAGAGUUAAGAAGAGAGUUGGAAAGACUUCAAAGAGAAAAUGCUGAUGAGUGGGGUAAGCGAGAGAGAUUGGAGACAGAAAAAUAUGGUCUAGAACGAGAAAACAAAAAGAUUCGGAUCCAGAUUGAAGACCUGGAGGAGCAGUUACAGAGAAAGACUCAGCAGACGUCGGUUGUUGUUGACUCGGACAUGAGGACACUUCAGAAUGAUCUGUCAGAGAAAAAUAAGGAGUUGAAUGAUCUUCGUCACAUCCACGGUAAGUUGAAGAAAACACUGCAGGAGAAACUUACAGAAUUAGACCACACAAAGAGACGUGGGGAGCAGUACGAGAUUGAAGUCAAGAAACUUCGAGGCAGGAUUGAAGAACUGAAGAAGGAUCUUGCUAAUGCAGAAGAUGAGGUUGACACCCAGGCAAACAUGGUCCGCAAACUACAGAGGACUAACGAUGAACUUCAGGAGGAAAUGGAGAAUCUACAGGUCCAAUUGGAUCACACACAGAGCAGGUUGAAACAUACAACACAAAAUAUGAGUAUAGAUCAGUCAGUGCUCAGACUUAAACGGUCCAGUCAGUCGGCGUUGUCACAGCGGGCAGCCAGCCUACGCUCAUUUGACCCCAAUGAUCAGGACGACCCUUAUGACAGUGACCUUGACCCCGAUGAUGACCUUGGUGAUGAGCCUUAGCAGUGUCAGCAAACACACCUGGAUGAUCCUCAUUGAAUGUACCUGCAAUAUUUAUCAAAAGUUUUCAAAUGUGAUUUAAAUCACUUUAAAAAUUGUCACUAGCUAUGUACUUCCUCAAAAUGACAGUUGCAUAUCUACAGGCUGAAUUAAGCCAUAUUUGGUUCACAGGGACUUGGCAAAAUUCUAUACCACACACUGUACAUUGUAUGUGUAUGGACUGUGGGGUUGGGAAUUUUUCCCCUGUGAUAUGGCUCAUUCAUAUCAACUUUAUUUCUUGCAAUACCACUCCUUUGCCAAAUUUUAAUUAUUUGUAUUGUGUACAGAUAUUUUCCGUAUGUUGUGUUGCAUGUUAUUGCAAUUUUUUUUUUUUUACAUUUUGUGCUGAAAUAUCAGGUAAGCAAAGCAGGACUGGCUGUGGCUAAAUUUGCUUUUUGGAUAUUUCAUGAAUAUUUCUGAUUUACGUAAUCAUACUUUAAUUGAAGUACAUGACGUGUUACCCUUACUUGUUUGACCUGUGGUAGCACUGGUUUGAAAACCUUCAGGGUUGCAUGAAUAUUCAUAUUAUUAUCAAUGAUCAAAAUGCUUCUUAUUAAUGAAACUAAUAUCUUCCCAAACAAACCAAAGAUCAUAUAAAACGACAUUUCUGAUUGGUCAGAUUUUCUGAGCCAUUUCCUACAGAACCAAUCAAAUUACUGGAUUUGGUUCAUGAAUAAUUCAUGCAUACCAAACUUUUGUGCCAGUGCCCCCAUGGAAUCAAUCGAAGUUAUGUGAAAGACAGAUCACUUGGUUACCAACGAUGGAAUAACCAGGUUACAGAUAAGAUAGUUUUCUCUGGAUCUGACAGUUAAUAAUGAUAUGGUAACGUUUUAACUAUAAUAAUAUUGUUAUAUAUAGGUCUAUUUUCUGGAAGAUUAUUUCAGAGAAGUCAGAAAUAGCAUUUCUCAAAGUUAUAUAAUAUGAAUUAAGACAAAGAUUUUAAUCUGGUUUAGUUUAAUUUUAUUCUAUGUUUUGAUUAGUUUAUAAAUGUUACAGCAUUAGAUUUAUAAUCAUUUACUUUAAUAUUUAGGUUUGUUGAAACAAAUUCAAACAUAAAAUGUAUUCAAAAUGAUUUUAAUUAAAGAUGAACAUUGUACAUUACAUCAUAUAAUAACCAUGUGUUAAAAAGGUUUUAAAUUCCAAAAGGAAUUUGGAAAUUGGUGACAAGUACUCACGUUAAGUGGCUGCACGUACACAUUGCAGGGUUCAGGAUCAAAGAGACCGCUCUCUGACACCCGCAGGAUUAUAUACUAACUCACGUGCGAAAUGAGUUCCAACCAAGGGAGAUAACUCCCUGAUUUUCACUACAAUAUUCAUUGCUUGGGAAGAUUUGAGGCAGAAAACAUGUAAGAUAUGAUAUGAUGAUGUUGACAGUAUACUGGAGCUUAUAGCACAUGGCAGAAAACUACAAUCGUGUAAAUCAAA